Molecule: messenger RNA, 1496 nt
Organism: Fulmarus glacialis (Northern fulmar)
Lineage: Eukaryota; Metazoa; Chordata; Aves; Procellariiformes; Procellariidae
Exons: 3
Source: RefSeq, a predicted model, not a curated record
GUUACCCAGGCCCCAAACCUGACAUUUUAUACCGGGUGGAGCGCGGGGAAGAGCCAUGGGUGUGCACGCCGCAGAGCCCAGUGAGGUGGGAUGGACCCGACAGCCCUCCUCCAGCUCCGCAGAGACGCUGCCAAUCUGCUGCUGCUCGUCCCGCUCGUCCCACGGAGAAUCCUCCCCGCCUUCAGUCACUCGUCAGCAGGGCUCUGGUUUUCUGGCUGCUGGCGGCGGACAGGGCUUCCUCCGGCCCUGUGGCUGUGGAGCAGAAGGGCUUCCCCCACCAGGAAGGAGGACGGUGCGUGCCGUGGCGUCUCCGGUCUAGCAGACUGCUGAACAAGUUCAAAUGUCUCGGGGGAAGGAACAAGUCGCCAUCAGAGGCGGCCGGCAGAGGAGUGGGACCGGUGGAAAGCCAAGACCGGGCACGGAUGGUCUUCUGGCCUGGGAAGGAAGGAGAAGUAGAGGAUAAACAAGGGGUCACGGCAAACGUAGCCCAAAGCAGAGGAUUCCCACUUCAUCCAGUGAUGGAAAAACAGAACAAAAAGGCAGAUCCUCAGGAGUGUCUGCAUGGUGACCCUACGGAGAGGUUUCAAAGGAGUGCCCAAAAAAGUCAAUGCAGCUUGGGAGAAGUGACGUUUCUCCAGGGAGAUAGGGAACUGUCUGUCGAGGAUCUGAAUGAGACUAUUUUGAAAGACCACUGUUACUGUGUGAUGAGUGAGACGUGGCUCUUGCGUUGCACCCCACGUCCGUGUCCUCUGAGAGAACACGACUACUGCAGGAACCGCAAGGUUGGUGUCUCAGUACUUAAGGAUCACGAAUACUGUCACGUGCAAAGGAUUCGUUAUCAGGGCAGAGUUCAUAAAAUUAGUCGUCUUACUGGUAGGGCUCGGGCCGUGCUUCACAGGCUAGCAAAGCGAAAAUCCCAAAUCAGGCGAAUCCUCAGGAAAGCCAAGCGAAUUAUGUGGCAUUACAAGCCUUGCGUCAACAAGAGGUUGGAGUUUCCUCAGAGUUCCUCAAGCAUCGGUUGUCUUUCUGAACCUGCUGUCCCUCCUGCUAAGGCAGAAGACGACCCCACGAAGGGGACAUGCGGGGCGUUUUGUUCUCCUGCAAAGCAGGAGGCUCUGCGCCCCCAGCCUCAGAGCGAGGGUGGGUCCCACGGGGGGACAUCAGAAGCACUUCGCGCCCCUGUGGUGUCUUUCGAACCCAGGGCUGCACCCCCACCCUCAAAUGCAGUUGCAGAGCUGACGAGGGAAGCGACGCACCCCAAGGCGUCCGUGCACUGCGAGGCGCAGAGGGCACAGCUGAUCCGGAGCCCUGACGUUCAGCAAAAUGUUGAAGGACGUGAACUCGUUAAUCCAAAUUAUGUAUCGCUGCGUGAUGCGUACAAAAUGGUGAUGCGGACUGUUGACCACAUGUUGGACUCCGUAUGCCAGAACUUUGAGCUUGGUGGCUACUCUCAGUGCAAGGAUCUCUGGCCCGUCGUCAUUCAGAUAGACAGCUGA